GGUUGGUGGCCGCCCCCCCCAAUUAACCAGCACACCUACCCAAAAUAACCCAGUCACAGCCCACUAUUCACAUUGCCGGCGGUCGCGCGCCAGCGGCCACAGCGGGCAGCUACCCACUGGGAUGCUCCUGCGCCCUGUGUUGCUGCUCGCACAGUACGUGGCAGCGCCCAGCACCUACCUGCCUUUGCACUGUCGCUCCUUCCCACCGUUGCUCCCCUCCGGAUUCCUGACCAAGGUCCGCUGCGAGCACUUUGAAGCUCCCCCCUCCGAGUCCCCUCCCCCCUCUCUCCUUCGUCCCGUACUUCUUGACUGCUGCUUGCUCCUCACUUUUUCCCAACUCUCCUCCAUUCCAUCAUCCCACCAUCAACACCACGCGCUUUCAUCCACCGGCUCACUUGCCAGGCUUGUAACAGCCUCAUUUCUCUCCAAACCCAUCAAAUAAACCAGACACCUUUCCAUGCUCAGUACACAAUCGCACCCAAUGACCAGCUACACGAUCAAGACCGCCACUGUCACCCUGUAGAGCCCACGGGUGCGCGUGCGAGCGAGGAGUUGGGAGUCAAGAGAAAACAGACACAACAGACAC
Molecule: messenger RNA, 586 nt
Organism: Emericellopsis atlantica
Lineage: Eukaryota; Fungi; Ascomycota; Sordariomycetes; Hypocreales; Bionectriaceae
Exons: 1
Coding region: 122-442 (106 amino acids)
Source: RefSeq, a predicted model, not a curated record